Messenger RNA from Rhopilema esculentum, 2890 nucleotides. The record is from RefSeq and is a predicted model, not a curated record. NCBI's taxonomy places the organism in Eukaryota, Metazoa, Cnidaria, Scyphozoa, Rhizostomeae, Rhizostomatidae.
AUGAAGGAUUCAAGUGAAAAAGUGGCAUCAGUGACAGCCCUAGCCAACGACAAAAAGCAGGUCUUGCUCCAGACGGCGAAAGCUCAGGCAUUUGCAGCAGAUGGUGUGACGAAAAUUCCAAUCACAAUAUUGUUUGAUUCUGGCAGUCAACGCAGCUACAUGUCCGAAGAAACGAAAAAGAAGCUAUCUUUACCAGUGGAGCAUUCAGAAACUCUAAACAUUAACACGUUUGGGACAGAUAAAUAUGCUAAGAAAUUGUGUGAAUCUGUAACGGUAAAAGUAGAGGUAGCAGAUCAGGUAGUACUAGUGAAUGCAUUAGCUUAUCCUACCAUUUGCUCGCCAAUUUCAGCUUGCGUUACAGUUAGCGAUUAUCCGCAUUUGCGCGGCCUACAUUUUGCCGACAGCGUGGAGGCUUCUGAAAAGCAUAUUGAUUUAUUGAUUGGUGCUGAUUACUACUUUGAAUUCAUUACAGGGGACAUCAUUAAGGGUAGUUCAGGUCCUGUAGCUGUAAAGAGUAAGUUGGGGUGGCUUUUGUCAGGGCCUUAUGAGGCUCCAAAUGUAUCUACUGCAAGUACUAAUCUGAAUUGUCAUCUUGUUUUAGACAGAAGCCUUCAGAAAGUUAUUAUUUCAGAUUUAGAGGCAGGCCAAGAGAAGAAAUCAGCUGAUACGAAGGAGAUUACAGAGUCACUGAGAGAGUUUUGGAGACAUGAAUCGUUAGGUUUACCCGAAAUUGUCCAAAAUGAAACCGAAACACCGGACGAAUGCAGUGCAGCGGUCGAGUCCAAGGGUGAGAAAUUCGACAUAAAAUUCAACGGAACAAGGUAUGAGGUAGGUCUCCCUUGGAGACACGAUUUAUCUAACGAGCCUUUGUCAGAUAAUUACGAGUUGUGUUUUAAACGAUUGAAUUCAUUGCAUUCAAGAUUGAAAUCUGAUCCUACACUUUUAAAUGAGUAUAAUGCAAUUUUUCAAGAGCAGUUGCAAAAGGGGAUAAUUGAGCGAGUUGAACACAAUAACAACAAUCAGAGUAAAUUACACUAUUUGUGUCACCAUGGUGUGGUAAGAAAGGAUCAUGAUACCACUAAAUUACGUAUAGUGUUUGACGGUAGUCAACAAUCAGGUCCUGAACAAUUAUCUUUGAAUGACACGUUGUUGCUAGGAGAAAAUUUCAUGCCUCCUUUGUUUGACAUACUAAUCCGUUUUCGCGCCCAUGCAAUAGCAUUAACUGCCGAUAUUGAGAAGGCGUUUUUGCAAAUAGAGAUCAAAGAGUCAGAUCGUGAUUCUUUGCGCUUUUUGUGGUUUGACGAUAUAACACGUUCAAACCCGUCGGUAGUUGAGUUCCGCUGGUGCCGCCUAGCCUUUGGCCUCAAACCUUCGCCUUCGAUUUUAGGGGCCACGAUUAAACAACAUAUUUCAUCAUUUGAUGAUGAAUGCCCGGAGGUGGUUAAUGUUUUGAGCCAUCUAUAUGCCGACGACCUUUCGUGUAGUGUUAAUACUAGAGAAGAGGCAUUUCAUUUAUACAAGAAAUCAAAAGAAAUUCUAGCUAAGGGCGGAUUCAACUUACGUAAGUGGAAAACAAACGACAAGGCACUCUUAGCACGUAUCCAAGCGGUCGAAGGCUCUAACGUUGGGGCAAAUGAAAAUAACAGUGAGCCUCAAGUUGCAGAGGACGAUCAGUCAUAUAGCAAAUUUAGUAUAGGGCUUCCCACCACGGACCACACAACUAAAAUAUUGGGGGUAAACUGGCGACCUGAGUCAGAUGAGCUGUUUUUCGAUUUACACCAAGUACACCAAUUUGCUAAGCAAUUGCCGCCAACGAAACGCUCCUUAUUGAAGGUCGCCGCAAAAAUAUUCGAUCCUCUAGGGUGUCUUAGUUUGUUCACAAUAAAACUGAAGGUUUUCUUUCAGGAGUUGUGCAUCGCGAAAGUUCCCUGGGACGAACCGUUAUUAGGCGACAACCUUAAGCGUUACGACACAUUAAUUUCAGAUAUCAGUGGCAUUAAGGGUAUCACAUUACCACGUAGUUUUGCGAAGCUAGGGCAGAGGGUCAAAGCAGUCGAAAUCCAUGCCUUUUCAGACGCUAGCGAGCGGGCCUAUGCUAGUGUUGUAUAUUUACGCGUUUUGUAUGAAUCGGGGGAGGUCGAAAUUCAAUUUGUUUCUUCGAAAGCCAAGGUAUCCCCCAUCAAGAAACAAAGUAUCCCUCGCCUUGAGCUAUUAGGGGCAACACUUAUGGGCCGUCUUGUUAAUUCUGUGCGUAACGUUUUGCAAGAAGAGUUUCCAACUACGCCAUUAAAAACAUUCUAUUGGGUUGAUUCCAUGGCCACGCUAUGCUGGAUUAAGAACAAGAAGGUGUGGAAACAAUUUAUUCGCCAUCGCAUCAAUGAAAUUUUAGAUGUUUCCAAUAGGGAGGAAUGGUUUUACUGCCCUGGACCCCAGAAUCCAGCAGAUUUGCCAUCGAGGGGUAAGGUUGGGUCUUCUUUAUCCACUAAUUCUUUCUGGUGGGAGGGUCCUGAGUUCCUCAAGCUCGACCCCAGUGAAUGGCCACAACCCCCAAACGAGUUUACAAGUUCAGAGGCAAUGGAGGAGAAGGUAAAGCAUGAGCCUGAAGUUACCCACGUUAUGGUUAAUUCAGAAGAGCCAGUAUCCUUGAAUCUGGAAAAUGUUUUCGACAUUCGUAAAUACAGUAGCAAAGGCAAGUUGUUAAGAACUCUUUCUUGGGUUUUGCGCUUCGUAGGCAAUUUAAAAGCAAGACUAAGUUGCAAAUCGAUUAACAAGGAAAACGAAAUAUCGGCAGACGAAACUUGCAGAGCUGAGAUGGUCAUUGUUAAGUCUAUUCAAAACCAAGCAUUUAAGAUAGAAUUGCAGUAUCUUUCUAAAGAUAAUAAGAGUAGAA